AUGGCGUCUCUACUGCUGAUCAUUUUCGCUGUCAGCCUCAUCACCCAUCUCCUCAGCUCCGUCCCUGCAGCGACUCUCAACGAGCUGCUAUGGAUCCUGUACAACAAGCUCCCCACGCCGACAAGCACCGCCGCGCGAGAGCAGGCUAAGCUGAAGCGCGAGGUUCUGCGCCUGAAGAAGGAAAUGAACGCUGUCAGUGCGCAGGAUGACUUCGCCAAGUGGGCAAAGCUACGCCGCGCCCAUGACAAGGCCUUUGCCGACUUCCAGAAGAAUGACUCGGCUUUGCGCUCCGCUCGUGCCUCGUUCGACACAGCCGUUGCUUCCGUCCGCUGGCUCGUCACCAACGGCCUCCGCUUCUUCCUGCAGCUGUGGUAUGCAAAACAGCCUCUUUUCUGGAUACCACAGGGCUGGGUGCCUGGAUAUGUCGAGUGGAUACUGGCCUUUCCGAAGGCCCCGACUGGUAGCGUGAGCGUCCAGAUUUGGGGCAUUGCUUGCGCGAGUGUCAUUUCGCUCCUGAGCGAGGCUCUGAUCGCGCUGUACGCACUGGCGACGGGGAAGAUGCUGAGCAAGGAGAAUGCGAAGCCGCAACCGACACCAGCGGCUGGAUCAGAGAGGAAAGAGCUGUAA
This is a messenger RNA of Lasiodiplodia theobromae, 627 nucleotides long. RefSeq names its product CHD5-like protein. Bases 1 to 627 code for a protein of 208 amino acids. Gene Ontology annotation, biological process: tail-anchored membrane protein insertion into ER membrane. The record is from RefSeq and is a predicted model, not a curated record. The transcript has 3 exons. NCBI's taxonomy places the organism in Eukaryota, Fungi, Ascomycota, Dothideomycetes, Botryosphaeriales, Botryosphaeriaceae. Gene Ontology annotation, cellular component: GET complex.